AUGUCUUUUGAAAUUCCAACCUCCCAAAAGGGUGUCGUUUUUGAAACUAACGGCGGUCCAUUAGAAUACAAGACCAUCCCAGUUCCAACUCCAAAGCCAAAUGAAAUUUUGGUCAAUGUCAAGUAUUCCGGGGUCUGUCACACUGAUUUGCACGCCUGGAAGGGUGACUGGCCAUUGGCUGUGAAAUUGCCAUUGGUUGGUGGUCACGAAGGUGCCGGUGUUGUCGUCGCCAAGGGUUCUGAAGUCAAGAACUUUGAAAUCGGUGACUUGGCUGGUAUCAAGUGGUUGAACGGUUCUUGUCAAUCUUGUGAAUUCUGUGCCCGUGGAUUUGAGCCAAACUGUCCUCAAGCCGAUUUGUCUGGUUACACUCACGACGGUUCCUUCCAACAAUAUGCCACUGCCGAUGCUGUUCAAGCCGCCAAACUUCCAAAGGGUACUGACUUGGCCGAAGUCGCCCCAAUCUUAUGUGCUGGUGUCACUGUCUACAAGGCCUUGAAGACCGCCGAUUUGAACCCAGGUCAGUGGGUUGCCAUCUCUGGUGCUGGUGGUGGUUUGGGUUCUCUUGCCGUCCAAUACGGUAAGGCUAUGGGUUUGAGAGUCAUCGGUAUUGAUGGUGGUGAAGAAAAGGGUAAACUUAUCAAGUCCUUGGGUGCUGAAAAGUACGUUGACUUUACUACCUCCAAGGACCUUGUUGGUGACAUCCAAAAGGCUACCAACGGUGGUCCACACGGUGCCAUUAACGUCAGUGUUUCUGAAAAGGCCAUUUCCCAAUCUUGUGAAUAUGUUAGAACCUGUGGUACUGUUGUUCUUGUGGGUUUGCCAGCUGGUGCCGUUGCCCAUGCCGAAGUCUUCUCUGCUGUUGUUAAGAGUAUCUCCAUCAAGGGUUCUUAUGUUGGUAACAGAGCUGACACUGAUGAAGCCGUUGACUUCUUUGUCAGAGGCUUGGUUAAGAGUCCAAUGAAGGUUGUUGGCUUGAGUGAAUUGCCACAUGUUUUUGAAUUGAUGGAACAAGGUAAGAUCUUGGGUAGAUAUGUUUUGGAUACUUCCAAAUAG
Saccharomycopsis crataegensis is the source of this 1053-nucleotide messenger RNA. Its product is annotated as zinc-dependent alcohol dehydrogenase. Gene Ontology annotation, molecular function: zinc ion binding; alcohol dehydrogenase (NAD+) activity. The record is from RefSeq and is a predicted model, not a curated record. Gene Ontology annotation, cellular component: cytoplasm. The transcript has a single exon. NCBI's taxonomy places the organism in Eukaryota, Fungi, Ascomycota, Saccharomycetes, Ascoideales, Saccharomycopsidaceae. Bases 1 to 1053 code for a protein of 350 amino acids.